GCACCAGAACCCUCAAUGGGUUCUAUCUAUAUUCUAUUCCUCUUUCUCACUUUCAGUUUAUUCAUAUACAACUAAGAAAGCUUGUUCAUGGUUCAAAGUCCCUUUCUACAGAAAACUUCUCAAAGUCAGCCCGAUCUCCAGACCUGGAGUUUGAACUCAAGUGAAGGCCUUUGCUGAAGCUUUAGAGAUUGCCCAGCAGAGUGUUUGUCGUGGGGACAAGGUCUCACUAUGUAGACUGAGUUGGCCUUGAACUCAGAAGAUCCACCUCUCUCUGCUUUCCUGAGUGCUAGCUUUUUAAGUUUUUUUUUUUUUUUUAAUAAUCGCUUUAAGUUGAACAUAUACGACCAGACAAAAGGAUUGUGGAACUGGAGAGUCUCAGUUUUCAAACAAAAUAUUGAAGGUGUGGCCAGGAGAUAAGAACGGAAUUCUGGGACAGAUUCCUCGUUAUCUAUCAGCAGCUCCAUCAGCAGCAGAGGAUUAGAAGGAGACACUAACAAGAAGCUGUGACUCUCUCCUAACUGGUCAGUACCAUGAAUCAGCUUCAAGUCUUCAUUUCNGGCCUCAUACUGCUUCUCCCAGGUCCUGUGGAUUCUUAUACAGCAGUGCAGGGGCUGGCGGGUCACCCUGUCACACUUCCGUGUAUUUAUUCAACACACCUUGGUGGAAUUGUUCCUGCGUGUUGGGGCCUAGGAGAAUGCCGCUAUUCUUAUUGUAUAAGGUCACUUAUCUGGACCAAUGGAUAUAAGGUCACACAUCAGAGGAACAGUCGAUACCAGCUAAAGGGGAAUAUUUCAGAAGGAAAUGUGUCCUUGACCAUAGAGAACACUGUUGUGAGUGAUGGUGGACCCUAUUGCUGUGUAGUGGAGAUACCUGGAGCGUUCUAUUUUGUGGACUAUUUGUUGGAAGUUAAACCAGAAACUUCCACAAUUCCUCCAGCAAGACCCACAACUACAAGGCCCACAGCUACAGGAAGACCCACAACUACAAGGCCCACAUCUACAGGAAGACCCACAACUACAAGGCCCACAUCUACAGGAAGACCCACAACUACAAAGCCCACAUCUACAGGAAGACCCAGGACUACUUCAACCAGAUCCACACAUGUACCAACACCAACCAGAAUUUCUACCUCUACUCCUCCAACACCAGCACACACACAGACUCACAAGCCAGAACCUACUACAUUUUGUCCUCAUGAGACAACAGCUGAGGUGACAGGAACCCUAUCCCAUACUCCUGCAGAGGCCACUACAUUUUAUCCAGAUCGGACUACAGCUGAGGUGACAGAAACCCUAUCCUAUGCUUCUGCAGACUGGAAUAACACUGUGACAUCCUCAGAUGAGUCUUGGAAUAAUAACACUGAAGCAAUCCCUCUAUGGAAGCUGCAGAAAAACCUGACUAAGGGCUUCUAUAUUGGCAUCUCCAUUGCAGCCCUGCUGAUAAUGAUGCUUCUGAGUACUGCGGUUAUCACCAGGUACAUGGUUAUGAAAAAGAAGCCGGGAUCUCUGAGUUUCUGUAAGAUUGGAGCUUCCCAAAACACAGUGGUUGAGCUGGCCAGAGGUGAAGACAAGGUCUACAUUAUUGAAGGCACUCCUUACCCUGAAGAAGAGUCCUAGUGGCCCUCUGAGGCACUUUCUGUCUGGGAUUAAAGAGAUUGUCAGUGAUAUCACAGAGUCCAGGGCAAUUUUCUGUACUGGAGAGGGUAACCCUCUACUGUAUACACUCAAAACUCAAGUUCAAAAGAAUC
Molecule: messenger RNA, 1747 nt
Organism: Mus pahari (shrew mouse)
Lineage: Eukaryota; Metazoa; Chordata; Mammalia; Rodentia; Muridae
Product: T-cell immunoglobulin and mucin domain-containing protein 2-like
Exons: 10
Coding region: 531-1616 (361 amino acids)
Biological process (GO): phagocytosis, engulfment; positive regulation of mast cell activation
Cellular component (GO): cell surface
Molecular function (GO): phosphatidylserine binding; virus receptor activity
Source: RefSeq, a predicted model, not a curated record